Aphanomyces invadans is the source of this 855-nucleotide messenger RNA. RefSeq lists its product as hypothetical. NCBI's taxonomy places the organism in Eukaryota, Oomycota, Saprolegniomycetes, Saprolegniales, Verrucalvaceae. The coding region runs from base 1 to 855 and encodes 284 amino acids. The transcript has 7 exons. The record is from RefSeq and is a predicted model, not a curated record.
AUGAGGUGCUCUCGAUGCCUGCCCCCUCUCCGCGUGAAGAGCACGAUGCUUGUGAACCGCGUGUUACUUGUUCACACGUCGACUCGAACACUCUCAGCAUUUCGACGUGGAGUGGACGAGUGCGCCAAGGCCGCGAACGUCUUCGCGGGCCAUAUGGGUCUCCUCGAAGAACCCAGCCACAGCCGAUCGACCGGCGCGGAACGGGCACCUGCAUCGGCUGCUGAGACGCCUCAGCCAGCCGACAUGCCGACAACGACAAGUGUGGCCGAGGACCAAGAGGAGCUGAAACGAGAGAUGGCUGAGCAAGCCAGAGUCUCUGAAACGCAUAGUGAUAUGCUCCGAGAAGCAUCAGAUGCGAUGCGUCAGCAGCACUUCAAGGUAGAAGAGCUGAAUCAAAAAGUUCGCCGUGACAGCGAACGAUGGGGUCUAUUUGCAGAGCCGGCGAAUCAGCGUUCGGCAUUUACGACGGUCCGAGCAGCCGAAGCGCCUCGGCAGGAGAAUCCGUACUCGCGACGCGUGGAAGUGCUGAACCGCGACAUGGUGAAGAUUGUGCCGUGUGUCUGCGCAUAUGAUUUUGGGUGGUCGUUUGAAGAUUUCGCGGAGAACGAAUGGCGUGACUAUUUCCUGUCUGCACGAGAGGUGCAGGUAUUGGACCUCGACGCCGUGACAAAGGCGAUAGCGGCGUUGAAGAUGGACACGAAGAUUCGCGUCACUGAAUCGCGUGUGGGAAGACAGUUAGCCGACUUCUACGAGAAGUUGGAGCAACUGGACGUUGCACGCUUGGUGAAAGAAGAGCCAAAGCAGUCGACAGUUGAUCGCGAAACGAACAAGGCGUACACGUCAGACGUGCGUUAG